Messenger RNA from Cornus florida, 1772 nucleotides. Its product is annotated as cysteine desulfurase 1, chloroplastic-like. The coding region runs from base 83 to 1501 and encodes 472 amino acids. Gene Ontology annotation, molecular function: cysteine desulfurase activity; pyridoxal phosphate binding. The transcript has 10 exons. The record is from RefSeq and is a predicted model, not a curated record. NCBI's taxonomy places the organism in Eukaryota, Viridiplantae, Streptophyta, Magnoliopsida, Cornales, Cornaceae.
AACUCUCUCUAAAAUAAAAAUAAUAAUAAUAAUAAUUCUCUCUAUCUCUGGGUCCAUGAUGACGAUGAUGAUGGAAUAAGGGAUGGUCCUCAGAAAACUCCCUUCUUUCAAAUUAAGAAAACCUAAUUUCAGCUCUCGAAGCCCCGCGGCCGUCCGGUUCGGGUCCCCGAUAAUGUCUUCCUCUCUGCUCACCGCAGUCUCAGCAUCAGCUUCUUUCGUCGUCAACGAAGACUACCACCAUCGGAAAAAAAUUGAAACUAUUUCGCUUGGACACACCACCCGCCCUGAUUUUCCCAUUCUUCACCAGGAGGUAAAUGGCUCGAAACUUGUCUACUUGGACAAUGCGGCAACCUCUCAGAAACCCAAUGUUGUUUUGAAGGCUUUACAAAACUAUUAUGAAGCAUACAAUUCAAAUGUGCACCGGGGGAUCCAUUUCUUGAGUGCAAAGGCAACAGAUGAAUAUGAAUUAGCAAGAAAAAAGGUGGCAACUUUUAUCAAUGCAUCUGACUCUAGCGAGAUUGUUUUUACAAGAAAUGCUACUGAAGCUGUCAACUUAGUUGCUUACUCUUGGGGCCUUUCAAAUUUAAAAUCAGGAGAUGAGAUUGUGCUAACAGUUGCUGAACAUCACAGUGCUAUUGUUCCUUGGCAACUUGUAGCUCAAAAGACUGGUGCUGUUUUACGGUUUGUGAGCUUAACUGGAGAUGAAGUUCCAGAUACUGAGAAGUUGAGAGAGAUGCUCUCAAGGAAGACAAAACUUGUGGUUGUUCAUCACAUCUCAAAUGUGCUUGCUUCUGUUCUUCCAAUUCAUGAAAUUGUGCUUUGGGCACAUGAUGUUGGGGCAAAAGUGGUAGUAGAUGCUUGCCAAAGUGUUCCACACAUGGUGGUUGAUGUCCAGAACCUUGAUGCUGAUUUUCUUGUUGCUUCUUCUCAUAAGAUGUGUGGGCCUACAGGCAUUGGAUUCUUAUAUGGUAAGAGCGAGCUCUUGUCUGCCAUGCCUCCCUUCUUAGGUGGUGGUGAAAUGAUCUCUGAUGUAUUCUUAGAUCAUUCAACUUAUGCUGAACCUCCAUCCAGAUUUGAAGCUGGGACACCUGCCAUUGGAGAAGCAAUUGGGUUAGGAGCAGCAAUUGAUUAUCUCUCCGGAAUUGGCAUGCAAAACAUUCAUGAUUAUGAGGUAGAACUGUCUAAUUAUCUAUAUGAAAACCUACGAUCAGUCCCCAACGUACAAAUAUAUGGCCCAGUACCUUCCCAAACUGUCCAGCGAGCUGCGCUUUGUUCUUUCAACGUUAAAGACAUUCAUCCUACAGAUAUUGCAACUUUUCUUGAUCAACAGCAUGGAGUAGCUAUUAGAUCUGGUCACCACUGUGCACAGCCCCUCCAUCGAUUUUUAGGAAUCAAUGCAAGUGCACGGGCAAGCCUUCACUUUUACAACACAAAAGAGGACGUUGAUGACUUCAUUCAUGCUCUUAAUGACACAGUCGGCUUCUUCACAUCUUUCAAGUAGCCGAGAUCCUCUGUGAAUGCUGGACGCGUUUAAAUUGGGUUCUUUACUUUGCUUAUGUUAUGAGAGAGGAGUAUAUUGUACAAUGGAGGUUGGAGAAUUCAUGUGGCCGAACCCACUCAUAUGGGAUUGAGGCAAGGAUGAUGAUGUAUAAUGGCAUCCGCUUUCUUCCUUUUUUCCUUUUUUCCUUUUUUUCUUUUUUGUAAUCAUAAUAAGAGCUAUUCAUGAGUCAGUAAAUGAUUAAUGAGUACUUGUACAUCAACCGUUGGCAUGA